AUGUCGUCUAUCUUCGCUACCAACGCCCAAGUACCCUUGCACGCGGAAUUAUCUAGCGGGCCUGUAAUUUCCACCGAAUCUCGUACCGACGCGGUCCAGCUUUACGAAGAUUCAUCUAACACCGAUGAGGAGAACGGGGGGCACGUCCUAAUCGCGCAUGGAGACCUUCCUCACGGCAAGCUACCCGGCCUACCCACUGCGCUGACCCCCAAAGGAGAACGAUUCAACGACCUAUACGGUCGUCCCCUGGCACCUGUAUGGAGGAAGCGGUCCAGAGUUCCUGGAGCACAAUAUAAGUUUGCAUCGAAAGAAAAGAAAUCCCACGACGGCGACGAUAUCAGUGCCACGGCGAAGAAGCUCAAGAGCAAGCUCUCUAGCAGAGGCUCCCCUCAAACGAAGGCGUACAUCAAUCAAUGGUUGGAUGGGAUGAUGGAUGUUUAUCAAGGUCCCGGGGAAGAAAUUGAAACUAUUCGAGAGGCACAUCGACAAGCGUCUCUGGGCAAGGCCAACACCGACCAAAUUGUGAAGGCUUUGAUUGCUUCAGGACAGCCAAGGGAGGGAUCCACAAACGAUGUUGCCAACGCUGCGCCCUCGAAGUCGACUAUUCGUAAGACUAAAGGCAAGGCAGGAUCCUUCAUGGCCGCAGGAAAAGUACCCAUGUCCGCGUCGGACUACGCGGUAGUUAAAGGGCCUUUCCGUGACGCCCCAAAGCUUCCUCGCCACCUCCCGAUUCCAACGCAGUGGGAUUAG
Messenger RNA from Pleurotus ostreatus (oyster mushroom), 750 nucleotides. RefSeq lists its product as uncharacterized. The transcript has 3 exons. Lineage: Eukaryota; Fungi; Basidiomycota; Agaricomycetes; Agaricales; Pleurotaceae. The record is from RefSeq and is a predicted model, not a curated record. The coding region runs from base 1 to 750 and encodes 249 amino acids.